This is a messenger RNA of Sinocyclocheilus grahami, 5034 nucleotides long. Its product is annotated as thrombospondin type-1 domain-containing protein 7B-like. Gene Ontology annotation, cellular component: plasma membrane. The coding region runs from base 1 to 4467 and encodes 1488 amino acids. The transcript is spliced from 26 exons. Gene Ontology annotation, biological process: actin cytoskeleton organization. The record is from RefSeq and is a predicted model, not a curated record. NCBI's taxonomy places the organism in Eukaryota, Metazoa, Chordata, Actinopteri, Cypriniformes, Cyprinidae.
AUGGCAUUUCUGAAGGGUGAGAUUACCUUUGUCUUCUCCCUGUGGGCUUCCCUCCUUUAUGUAGCACUAAUGUCCCUUCCACUGGGGGCAGAGGCACCAAAAAGAAGCCAGUACAUCUGGAAAACAGGUGUAUGGGGUGUAUGUGUGGCCAAUGAUUGCGGUUCGGCUGGGCUCCAGAGUCGCUCGGUGUGGUGUGUCCAUUCUGAAGGCUGGAGCACGCAUCAGUCCAAUUGCUUUCCAUCUGAUCGCCCACCGCACCAGAGAGUGUGUGUGAAGAUGUGCGAGUGGCAAAAGGAUCUGUUUGAGUGGCGCUUGUCUCCUUGGGGCCCCUGCACCCUGAGUCCUCUCCUCCCAGCCAGUCGAUGUGUGACCGCUCAGCGUGGAGUACAAAGCCGAGAUGUGGUGUGUGUGAAGCGUACCAAUGGCACCACAGUGAGCCAGCAUGUGUGUGAAGCAUUUUCUGCAGUGCCGGAAGGAGAACAGGCAUGUUUGUUACCCUGCCCAAUCGACUGCGUCGUCUCCGCCUUCACCCACUGGUCCACCUGCAGUCGCACCUGUGGGUCGGCCCUCCAGCAGCGCACCAGACAUGUGCUGGCAGCGCCCCUGUAUGGAGGAGCAGACUGUCCCAGCCUCACCCAGACACGUCCCUGUAACCAUGAGAAAGCCCACCCUGCCCUUUGUCCCUCCGACCAGCAGGAAUACAGUUAUAGUUUAUGGGUGGGGCCCUGGAGCCCUUGCAGGCUUAAAGGGACAGCGCCUGUUGGAAAAACGACAGUGGACUUUGGUUUUGGGCUUGAAGGGAAAAAAACAGUCAAAGCUUCAUACACCAUCAAACACUAUGCUGAGAUUAAUUACCAUCAAAAUCAUUAUGAUGAAAGAGGCCACAAAGUAUCCUGGGAAAUCACCAUUGGCUAUCAGACUCGGCAACUGCGCUGUACGAGGAGUGAUGGGAAGAAUGCCAUGCUAAGUCUUUGCGACCAUGACAACAGCCUAGUGAACUUUCGUUCAUGCGUGAUGCCCAGAGACUGUAAAGUGUCUGAUUGGUCACAGUGGAGUCCAUGUUCAAAGACGUGUCGGACAUCUGACCAAUCGCCUGGCUUCAGAAUCAGGAGCCGCAGCCUGCAGAGAGCAGCCAUUGGUGGAGGAGAGCCAUGCCCCGCCCUGGAGGAAAAAGCUAACUGUAAUGUUUUGGAAGACACUCUGCCACUGUGCCCAAGGUUUGAGUGGAGGGUGACCAAUUGGAAACCAUGCCAGGUGACCCCACUUUUGAGUCAGCAGGACCAUCGCCAUAACAAUAGCAGCAUUCUGUGUGGACGUGGGAUCCGGACCCGAGAGGCAUAUUGUGUCAGGAUCCAUGACAACACAGUACCAUCCCAAAUCAAUCGGCCUGUUGGCAGGAACUUGUGCACUGGGCCUUUACCGCUAUUGGCUGAGUCUUGCUUCAUUCCCUGUCAGAAACAUUGUCCCCUCACGCCUUGGUCACCCUGGGGACCCUGUCUCCAUGACAACUGUUUGGAACCUCAAGGAAGAAGAGGUUUCAGGGUGAGAGCUCGUUCUGUAAUUAAUGAGUCUUGGGUGGAGUCUGACAGUUGCCCUCACGUCAGCGAAGCGAUGACCUGCGAUGACCCCGUCUGCUUCCAGUGGCGAGUGACAUCACAGGGGCCCUGUGUUUCGCAAAAUGGAUCGUGUGGUCCAGGAUUCCAAGAACAGACUCUGGAGUGUUUGAUCGCCACAGGUGAUCCAGUCCCUAAUGAUCAGUGUUCAGGAGAUCCUCCUCCAAUCCGGCAGACAUGUGAGAUGCCCUGUCCUUGGGACUGUGUACUGGGACACUGGAGCCGCUGGACUUCCUGUUCCCAGUCCUGCUCCAAUAAACACCAAGAGGGAAAACAAAGUCGCUCACGUCUUGUUCUGGCUCUUCCUGGAAAGUAUGGAAAGCCAUGCCCUCCGGCCCCUGAGCUUGAGCAAUGGCAGACCCACCGCUGGCAUCAGUGCAUUCUGGUAGCUGAUUCGGUGAGGCAGGCUGUGGGUGGGCCCGCAGAGGCAUGCGGUAUUGGCCUAGAGACAAGAGAGGUAACGUGUGUUGGUGCGGAUGAUUCUCCAGCAGAUAUGACAGACUGUGUGAGGUGGGUUGGACUGAUGCCCGUCCCGGUGAGGGAAUGCCGUAUGCCAUGCAGAGAUGAAUGUAGCUUCACGUCCUGGAGCAGAUUCAGCCUGUGUCAAGGUUGUGGAAGUUGGCGCACUCGUUCCCGAUCUCUGAUAGGUCGUAGUAAGAAGCACUGGAGAUGCCAACAGGAGGAGUCGUUUCCUCUGAUGGAGAAAGAAGCCUGUCCUUGUUCUGAAUAUCACACCCAGCCUCAGGGUCCCUGGUCUCCUUGUUUGCUCUCACCAGCAAAGAACAUUGCUGGCCAUCCUUUCAUCCAAGGAGUUUCCCACCAAAGCCAAAAAGCAGUCCAGGGCUGGCGAGCUCAGAGGAAGAACAGCGAGUGUGGGCACGGAAAGCGUUUCAGAGCUCUUGCCUGUCUAGAUCACAUGGGACGAUUGGUGGAGCCAGCUCUCUGCAGCAGCCCUGGAUUUGAAGAGGAAUCAUGUCAUGUACCCUGUUCUACGGACUGUAAGCUGAGUGAGUGGUCGAAUUGGUCCGCCUGCAGCGCCUCCUGUGGUGGGGGUGUAAAAGUUCGCUCUCAGUGGCUACGAGAGAAGCCUUUCAAUGGAGGUCGACCCUGCCCAAAACUCAAUUACAAAAAUCAGGCUCAGGUGUCUGAGGUACUGCCCUGUUACUCUGACUGCAGUCAGUAUGUGUGGGAAGUGGAGUCCUGGUCCAUGUGUGUGCUAAACCCACCAAACAAUCUCACGAACGCUGAACCGCCCCAGCCUGUGUGCGGAGAGGGCUUCCGGACCGGCAAAAUCCGCUGCUUGAAAAGGGGAGGAGAAAACCAGGAUGAGGUUGUGGAUGACUCACUGUGUGACCAGGAGGAAAAGCCAAUCACAGUCGAGACCUGUCUACUGCCGUGCCCCGCCCACUGUGUGACAUCAGAGUGGAGCCAGUGGACCAAAUGUACCGUGGAUUGUAAUGAGGGUGAUUUGAGGUGGAGGAGUAGAAGUGUCUUGAGGUGGCCAGAAGGAGAUCAUACCUGCCCUGAUCUAAACCAGACUCAAGCCUGUAUCAAUAUGACCUGUCUCAAAUACGCCUACGUUUACUCAGACUGGAGCAGCUGUCAGCUCAGUGAAAAUGCAGUAUGCGGCCGUGGGAUUAAGACCAGACUCCUGAACUGUGUCCGCAGCGACGGGAAGAUGGUGGAACUGAGCACGUGCAAAGAGUUGGGUCCUUCGCGUGGAAAGCUCUCUGCCCCCUGUGAGGUGGGCUGCCCCGUUAAUUGCCUGAUUACAGAGUGGUCCACCUGGUCAGAAUGUUCACACACCUGUGGAAGCCAAAGCCAAAUGACACGAUCCAGGGCUGUUUUGCAGCCUGCCGGUGAAGGGGGUCGUCCCUGUCCAUCUCAGCUCUCCCAGACUCGCCCCUGUCCCAUCAGGCCGUGCUACAGCUGGAUACUGGGGGACUGGAGAGCAUGCAGGGUGGAGGGGGCCGACUGUGGCGAGGGAGAAAGUCGGAGGGAAAUAUCCUGUGUAGUGCACUGGGGUUCUCUUUCAGGUCCUCCUCAGUCCGUUCCAGUAGAGGAUAAAAUGUGUGUGGGAAAUUCACAGAGCAGAGUCAGCGAGAUGGAGUUACCGCAGCCCUGCACAAUCCCUUGUCCAGGAGAAUGUCACCUAACCAAAUGGUCACCAUGGAGUUUGUGUCAGCUGCUGUGUUUGGAUGGGCGGAGUUUUGAGACAUGGGGCCGACAGGCUCGAUCUAGAGCCAUAGUCACGCAGGUCCCGGAGAACCAGGACACCUGUCCCAGCCAGAUGUAUGAGACACGACCAUGCCGAGGAGGAACGUGUCUUAGUUAUGAAUGGAUGACUGGUGAAUGGAGGCAUAACCGUAGACUGGUGUGGUGCCAGCGCUCUGAUGGUGUCAAUGUCACAGGAGGCUGCAUUGCUCAGAACCAGCCCUCAGCCAUACGACAGUGUCACCCUCCCUGCACCAAACCCUUCUCCUUCUGCACACAGAAUGGAGUCUGUGGUUGUGAGAAGGGCUUCACGGAGGUCAUGACCUCUCACGGGUUCCUUGACUACUGUACCAGAAUCCCAGGGCUGGACCAUAAGAAGGCAGAUGUAAAGACCACCGCAGGCCGUCUUAGACCAGAGCACGCCCGGAACAAGAACCACAUUAAGGACUGGGCACUGCAGCCUCUUGGACCAGAUGGUCGUGUCAAGUUGUGGGUAUAUGGGCUGAUGGCGGCCGGGUUUGUCGUGAUCCUCCUCCUCAUCAUUAUGUCCUUCCUCCUGUGUAAAAACCCGAAGGACAGUCCCAGCAGCAGUCCACAGAAGGCACUGGCUCUGGCGUAUGAUGGGGAUGUGGAUAUGUGAGCCCACCAUGAGCAUGCAAUGCUGAAACACUCUCAAAACACACGUCUGGCAUCCUUCAGACCACAACAUAAAUGUUUACAGCAGCAUACGAGCUGAGCACGACAAUGAGCCAGACCAGAGACAGUGCUGAAUGGAUGUUUAAAAAGCACACAAACUAAACUUGAGGCUGUCUGGAGAACUUGAGAGAGUUGAGGAACUGCACAGAGGAAAAUGUCAUACAGCCAAAACAGAAUGUGGCAUCAUGUCCACAGUACCAUAGCGUGUGUGUGUGUGUGUGUGUGUGUUCAUUUAUGAGGGUGCCCAUUAUGAGGAAAUAGUUCUGUUUGUGUUAAAGGAAUUGUUCGCUCAUAAAGGGUUUUUACAUUUAGUCAUUUUUUUCAUCCCCUUCUUUCAUUCCAAAUCUGUAUGACUUUCUAUCUUCUGUGAAACACAAAAAAGAGAAUUUCUUUUUAAUAGAGCCAGUUGUAUAAACUACUUUUUUAGUCCUUUUUGAAAUCCACUUUCAGUGUAAAUGCAUGAAAAAGAGCUACCAGAACAUCCUUAAAAACAUUUAAUUAAAAUUAUUUG